AAGUUGUUAUCACAAAGCCAGUAACCAUUGAAGAGAGCGGAAACAGGUGAAAGAGAGAAAAGAUAUACACAUGGAGAAAGCACUCAACAGACAGAGAAUUUUGCUUCAUCAUUUACGACCCUCUUCUUCUUCUUCUCAUCAAUCCUUUGACUCUGCUGCUGCUGCUGCUCUCUUUCCUUCAAUUUGUGCUGCUGGGGAUGGUUCUGCUUAUCACCGGACGGCUGCUUUUGCCAAUGAUGUUGUGAUUGUGGCGGCAUGCCGCACUGCAAUUUGCAAGGCAAAGCGUGGAGGCUUCAAGGAUACACCCGCAGAUGAUUUACUUGCCCCUGUAUUGAAGGCUUUGAUAGACAGAACAAAGUUGAACCCAAGUGAAGUGGGGGAUAUAGUUGUCGGAACAGUUUUGGCACCUGGCUCACAAAGAGGAAUAGAGUGUAGGAUGGCUGCAUUCUAUGCUGGUUUCCCUGAUACAGUGCCUAUUAAGACUGUCAACAGGCAAUGUUCAUCUGGCCUACAAGCAGUUGCCGAUGUUGCUCUUUGCAUAAAAGCAGGAUUAUAUGAUAUCGGCAUUGCUGCUGGAUUAGAGAGCAUGACAACUGAUAAAGUUGUUCCUGGGGUUAGCAAAGUUAACCCACAGGUAGAGAGCUUUGCCCAGGCCAGGGAUUGUCUUCUUCCUAUGGGCAUUACUUCUGAAAAUGUUGCACAGCGCUAUGGUGUGACACGGCAAGAGCAAGACCAGGCUGCUGUUGAAUCUCAUAGGCGUGCUGCUGCUGCAACAGCCUCUGGUAAAUUCAAAGAUGAAAUUAUCCCUGUAUCUACUAAGAUUGUGGAUCCCAAAACUGGAGAAGAGAAGCCAGUCACAAUUGUGGUGGAUGAUGGAAUCCGCCCAAACACAAACAUGGCAGAUCUAGCAAAGUUGAAGCCUGCAUUUAGAAAGGAUGGGGCCACGACUGCUGGAAAUGCUAGCCAGGUAAGUGAUGGUGCAGGAGCGGUCCUCCUUAUGAAGAGAAGUUUGGCUAUGCAGAAAGGACUCCCGAUCCUUGGGGUAUUCAGAAGUUUUGCUGCUGUUGGUGUGGAUCCUGCUGUGAUGGGCAUUGGUCCUGCUGUUGCCAUACCAGCUGCGGUUAAGUCUGCUGGUAUUGAGCUUGCUGAUAUAGACUUGUUUGAGAUAAAUGAGGCAUUUGCAUCCCAGUAUGUAUACUGUUGUAAGAAAUUGGAGCUUGAUAGUGAAAAGGUCAAUGUUAAUGGAGGUGCAAUAGCCCUUGGGCAUCCCUUGGGUGCUACAGGUGCUCGCUGUGUCGGAACUCUAUUAUACGAGAUGAAGCGUCGUGGCAAGGACUGUCGCUUUGGAGUGAUCUCAAUGUGCAUAGGCAGUGGAAUGGGGGCUGCAGCUGUUUUUGAAAGAGGAGACUGUGUUGAUGAAUUCUGCAAUGUUCGAGCUGUCAAAUAUAACGAGUUUCUAUCCAAGGAUGCUCGAUAGAUAGAUAUGUUUGUUGGUAUCUUAUUAUUUGUAUUCAAUAUGACUCAACAUAUCCCCAAAAUUAGAUAAUUGUCAGCCGGUCAAACCUGCAUAUUGGAAAUCAAAAUUAAGCUAUCUGUGCAAUAGCUCAAGAAUGUGGCUGGGCAAAAGUACUCUUUUGCUUACAGGUGAUUUGAAUAUGUAUCGAUUCUGUAAUGUCGUCCUGUGAUUGUGAUUGGAAUACGUUUCUAUUUUCUAUAUCCUGUGUCAUUUGAGAA
This is a messenger RNA of Theobroma cacao (cacao), 1734 nucleotides long. It is a transcript of the gene KAT5, whose product is annotated as peroxisomal 3-keto-acyl-CoA thiolase 2. NCBI's taxonomy places the organism in Eukaryota, Viridiplantae, Streptophyta, Magnoliopsida, Malvales, Malvaceae. Gene Ontology annotation, cellular component: peroxisome. The record is from RefSeq and is a predicted model, not a curated record. Gene Ontology annotation, molecular function: acetyl-CoA C-acyltransferase activity. Gene Ontology annotation, biological process: fatty acid beta-oxidation; phenylacetate catabolic process.